AUGACCAAUUUGGCCCUUACGCCGGAGUGGGGCAGAACUCCAAGCAUUACCAUCAUCAUCUCAUCACAACAGAAAGCCGCCCUGGCCAUAGGGGAAUCCUCCCCACCUCAAUUCCGGCCUAAUAGUUGUGGUGGUUGGUAUCUUCCAGUGUGGGUACACGUCUACAUGGGGGCCGGCAUAGGAGGAGAUGGCGGUGCGAAAAUCGUGGCGCCGAGGCUGUAG
Molecule: messenger RNA, 222 nt
Organism: Protopolystoma xenopodis
Lineage: Eukaryota; Metazoa; Platyhelminthes; Monogenea; Polystomatidea; Polystomatidae
Source: the annotation of a GenBank genome assembly